Ctenopharyngodon idella (grass carp) is the source of this 3537-nucleotide messenger RNA. RefSeq names its product gap junction protein, alpha 5a (gene gja5a). The transcript is spliced from 2 exons. Gene Ontology annotation, biological process: cell communication. Gene Ontology annotation, cellular component: connexin complex. Bases 327 to 1538 code for a protein of 403 amino acids. Lineage: Eukaryota; Metazoa; Chordata; Actinopteri; Cypriniformes; Xenocyprididae. The record is from RefSeq and is a predicted model, not a curated record.
AACACUCCCUGAGAUGGCCCAGUAUUUCUCAGAGUGUCCCACACUUGUGCUUUAUUCCCACAGUGGGACAGGCACAAAGGGGCCUGUGCUGCAUUUGAACUCUAGUCUUGCUAGAGUGUUUUCUAUAGAGAUACACUGCCAUUUUUCUCCAUUGCUCAGUAUAUCCCCACUGUCACAGAGACUUCAGAGCUGGGCUACAUCUACAGGACCCCCCGGGCCACAGAAUAAGAGCCCACACAUUUAUCUGAAGAGGACAAGACCACAGGAGGCUCAACCAAAGACGCUCUCAUAAGUCAGCAGUCAGACAGUAGUGCUGCCGUGGAGUGAUGGGGGACUGGAGUCUCUUAGGUAAUUUUCUGGAGGAGGUGCAGGAGCACUCCACGUCAAUAGGGAAGGUGUGGUUAACCGUGCUGUUCAUCUUCCGUAUCCUGGUGCUGGGCACGGCUGCAGAGUCAUCAUGGGGCGACGAGCAGUCUGACUUCAUGUGUGACACACUUCAACCCGGUUGCACCAAUGUCUGUUAUGACCGAGCUUUCCCUAUUGCCCAUAUCCGCUACUGGGUGCUACAGAUUGUCUUCGUAUCAACACCGUCUCUCAUCUACAUGGGCCAUGCCAUGCAUAUCGUUCGCAUAGAGGAGAAGCGGAAGCAGAGGGAGAUGGAGGAGAAGGGUGAGGAGGGAAAAGGAGAGAAGGAGUAUUUGGAACACAAAGAGAAAGCCGAAGAUACAAAGACAAAGUUCCACCUGAAGGGAGCGCUGCUGAAGACGUACAUCAUGAGUAUUGUAAUACGCUUGGUCAUGGAAGUGACCUUCAUUGUGAUCCAGUACAUGAUGUACGGCAUCUUUCUGGAUGCUCUUUAUGCUUGUAACAUGUCACCAUGCCCCAACCAAGUGAACUGCUACAUGUCCCGUCCGACAGAGAAAAAUGUCUUCAUUGUGUUCAUGCUGGUGGUGGCGGCUGUUUCACUGCUCCUCAGCGUGCUAGAGCUGUAUUACCUUGCAUGGAAACAGUGCAAGCAAUGUCUUAGACAAUACGCCACCAAACAUGUCAAUGACAUCAAACCCAAUAACAACAAAGUUGUUUCUGUUGUCCAACCUGGCAAGACAAGUAUUCCAAUGGAUCUGCCUGAGACUGCUCAGCCACAUCCCUCCCAAACCUGCACCCCACCCCCAGAUUUCAACCAGUGCCUAGCGUCAAGCCAAGGUCCAACAUCACCCCCACAUCUUCAUUCUCAUUCUCAUCAUCUUCAUCAAAUCCAUCAAGCCUGCCAGCCUUUCACCAACCACCUGGCCCACCAACAGAACUCUGUCAACAUGGCCACCGAGCGGCAUCAUCACAGCCAUGAUGACCUGGAGUCGGCUGAAGACUUCCUGCAGAUGAGCUAUGGGAGCCCUGAGGCUCAAGUCCCGGGUGAAAUGACAUCUAGCACCCCCUCCACACCAUCUUCCCAACCAGGAUUCUCCAAAGACAAGCGCCGGCUUAGCAAGACCAGUGGUACUAGUAGUAACCGGGUCAAACCAAGUGAUCUGGCCGUGUAGGUUGGGUUACAGGACGUCCCAGAGGAAGACAAUCUGGGUGAACUAGCCUUAAGAUGAGAGAUAUGGAUAUAAGGGGUGUGCAUGGUUGUGUGUGUAUAAGUAUGCCUGUGUGUUGGUACUAUGAGAUGGAAUAUUUCAUUCAUUUGGGCUUAAAUAACAUCAUAAAUCAAAGGAUAAUGGAUAAUGAGAGUAAGACAGAGAGAGAAUCUGUAUCAGAGCAUUUAAUCUGGUUUCAUUGAAACUGUUGUUGUAAUUGCUAAAAUGUAUGUAGAUUUUUAUAGGGUGGGAUCAAGUGAUCCUGAAUUAAAGCCUGUUGAUAUAACCGAAUGAAUGGAUGGAUGGAUGGAUGGAUGGAUGGAUGGAAGAUGAGGGGACUACUGAAAUAAAUUGGUGACAUUUACAAGAUAGCACUGGAUAGUUUUGCACAGUUUCAGAAUUGUUUUGAUUUACGUUUUUAUGGUCUGUGAUUCAAAACACUCCAAUCAAACACUGUUUUUGAACCAAAAAAGCAAUAAAGCACUUAAAACAUAUCUUAAAACAUACAGUAUCAAUAAAAAAGGGAGAAAAAAAGCACUUUGUACAGACUACUACAAAGAAGAAAAAACAUGUUGUGUGAUUUGUUUUUAAGGUUUAUGAAUUUUAUCAGCAAUAACAUGACUACAGAAGAGAGUUUAUGUGAGUAUGCUACAUAUUUACCGAAAUAUAUUUGAAAUAAGUAACACUGAAUUCUAUGAAGUGUAUUAUUUUAUAUAUUUUAUUGCAGUCAAGCAGGGAUACAAAUAUAUGUGAAUUAUUAACACAUGAGAGUUUGUUACAGUAAUGAGGCUGUACUAAACAGAGGAGCUCUCCAAUGAUUUUGAUAUUUAGCGGUCAAUGAUUUUGGCAUUAUAUAUACACUGUCUGGCCAAAAAAAGUCACUGUUAUACUUAAGAGUCUGUAACUGGAUCAUUAUUACUGUGAUUAUUAUGUUACUAGCAUGUUAUAUGUUUGGGAACAGUUCUUUUAACCCUAAUUAGGGUCAUAAAUUAAUGAGUGUUCUUAAACAACCAUGUAGGAAGACAUAUCAUGGCCAUAUUCCAGGAUGACAAAGCCAAGAUUUAUCUGGCUCAGAUUGUGAAAGAAUGGUUGGGAGGGACCAGCACAUCCCAAAGACUUUCAAUGAAUUUAAGGUCUGGACUCAGAGGUGACAAUUCAUGUGUGAAAAUGAUUCUUCAUGCUCCCUCCCAACCAUUCUUUCACAAUUUGAGCCUAAUGAAUCUCAGCUUUGUCAUCCUGGAAUAUAUGGUCAUGAUACAUCUUCCUACAUGGUUGUUUAAGAAAUGAAAAGCUAUACAGUCCAUCAGUUAGGGUUAAAAGAACCCAAACAUGUGCUCCCAAACAUAUAACAUGCUAAAAACAUAAAACUCCCAGCAAUAAUGAUUCAGUGAUAUAUAACCUUGCCAAAAUCCUCAAUAUUGACUGCUGUGUAUAUGAAUGUGCCUUGGAAAGAGUAGAUAAAAAAAUAGAAAAGAAGGCUAGGGAAAACAGAGCUUAAAAGAUUAGUCAUUUGAAUUUAGCAUAUGUAACUGCAUUACUAGUCCAAAGACAAUCAUUCUUAUUAUUCAAAUGCAAGGUUUGUUUUGAUCACUUUAGCACUUUCAUGGAUGUCUGCAAUAUAUGCCUAUGUCAUGUGAAGUAUUCAAAUAAUGUCAUAGGGUCAAUCAAGAUAUCUGUCAGAGGGUUCCAGGAUUCAGGAAAAUUAUUCACUGACCAUUCAAAUAUUAUUGUUCAGUCUCCUGAUGUAGUCAUCUCAAUUUCUUUUUUAUUUUUACAGUUAGGAACAAGACAUACAUUAUGACAGAGGAUUAGAGAUGGUCUAAGAAAUAUUUCUUUGACAGUUAAUGACAUCUGAGCUUUAUUUCACUUCAUUUCUCACAUUUGAUUGCAGUCACUGUGUCUCAUUUCCUCUGAUCCGUUUGCAGUACACAAUAAAACAAUAAAAAAAACCCAGCACAAAUAA